Molecule: messenger RNA, 2025 nt
Organism: Ziziphus jujuba (common jujube)
Lineage: Eukaryota; Viridiplantae; Streptophyta; Magnoliopsida; Rosales; Rhamnaceae
Product: putative serine/threonine-protein kinase
Exons: 6
Coding region: 632-1762 (376 amino acids)
Biological process (GO): protein phosphorylation
Molecular function (GO): protein kinase activity; ATP binding
Source: RefSeq, a predicted model, not a curated record
CAAAGACUAGGCUUUCAAGUCUUCACAAUUAUCACCAAGUGGGAAAUUGAAUAACCCAUAAUGGUACGUCAAGUGGAACCAGUCCAAGGUGGAAUUGCAGGCGUGAACCUUCUGAUACCUAAAAUGAUAAAAAGAUUGUCUAUUUGGGUUUGGCAUUUUCCCAUCAAAAACUUUCUCUUUGUUUAUUUUAUUUUAUUGGUCAUAUAAAUUAAGUUUGUUUUCAAUUCGAUUAUUGAAGCUCUAAAGAAUUAAAAAAAAAAAAAGGCCUCUGUUCUUGUUUCUUGUGUUGCUAAUAAAAAGACUCGUAUUAAUAGCUUCCAUUGGUAUACAACAAAUCGACAAAAGUAAACCCAUGCCAUUGGUCGAUAUAAUUUGUUUGUUGUUAAUGUCAUGCACGUUGUAGGGUCGUCGAUAAAGAAUAUUUUUUAUACUUCCAGAUGGAGAAGGCUUCAAAGGGUGAAGUGUCUAAUGGUCAAAAGCCACCGGCUAUGAAAACACCGCGUACCCAGUUUCUGCUUUUCUUUCUUGUUUUCUGGGUUUUCCUUUCUAUAAACCUGCUGAGAUUGAACCAGAAAUUCUGAUUAGAGACAGCUAAAGAAAAAAUAAAUAAAUAAAUAAAGAAGAAAACAAUAUGAAGUUUCGAUUUCCUUGCUUAGCUUGUUUUUCCUCUGAAAGAGAAAAUGGGGUCUCUGAGAAUUCUAGCAGACAAGAUGAACAAAGCCAAGAAAACUUUCAGGUAUUCUCUUCUCACGAAUUGAAAGCCGCCACUAGUGGCUUUCAUUCUUCAAACAAGGUGGGAGAAGGGGGAUUUGGCACUGUCUUCAAGGGCCGGCUAAGAGAUGGAACUCUUGUGGCAGUAAAAGUGCUUUCUAUAGAACUUGAAUCAAUGCGAGGAGAGAGGGAGUUUAUUUCUGAAUUAACUGCACUGUCUGAUAUCAGGCAUGAAAAUCUUGUGAAACUUCGAGGAUGCUGUGUUGAAGGAGCUAGCAGAUACUUGGUCUAUGAUUACAUGGAAAACAAUAGCCUCACGCAAACCUUACUUGGUGGAGAGCAAACAAGGAAAAAUUUUACUUGGGACACGAGAAGGGCAAUCUCGUUGGGAGUAGCUCGAGGACUUGCUCAUCUACAUGAAGAGGUCCAACCACAUAUCGUGCACAGAGACAUUAAGGCAAGCAAUAUACUUCUUGAUAAAAAAUUCAUACCAAAAGUUGGUGAUUUCGGUUUGUCCAAACUACUAAGAGACGGCAAGUCUCAUAUUAGUACUCAUGUUGCUGGGACAAUAGGCUAUCUUGCUCCAGAAUAUGCUAUUAGCGGGCGUUUGACCCGAAAGUCAGAUGUUUACAGCUUUGGUGUAUUGCUGUUAGAAAUUGUCAGUGGCAGACAAGUUGUGAUUUUUGACAUGGAACGUGGAGAACAUUAUUUGGUUCAAAAGGCAUGGGAAGCCCAUAAAGCUAACAAACUUCUGCAGCUGGUUGAUCCUACGCUUGCAAUGAACUUUCCUGACAAUGAAGCAAUCCGAUUCAUAAAGGUUGGCCUUCUAUGCGUGCAACAGACUGCCAGGCUGCGGCCACUAAUGUCAGAGGCUGUAAAGAUGCUAACAAAUGAGAUUGACAUCGAAGAUGUCGAAAUCUCACAACCUGGAGUUGUUACUGAUCUCAUGAAAAUCAAAAUGGGACAACAGCACUCAUCUCAGACCAGUAGUGUUUUCUCAAAUAAUUUCACAACCAUCAGCUACCUAGACCCCUACACAUCUGACUUCUGAUUCAAACAAUAUCAUUUUGAUGAUUUUUCAUUUCCUUUUUACUGGUUUACUUUCUGAGUUUGAACUGCUGUGGCUUAAUUAGGCUUAUCUAACUCAGGAUUCUACGCUGUUACUGUGUAAAUAAUAUCUGGAUGCUGUUUUUCUUCUUUUCUUGGAGGAGGGGGUCGGUUUUGUAGUAGAUUCUUAAUCUUUGUGCAAUAUGUAACAGAAUGAUUCUUGCAAAUAACAUUCUGAAAGAGGUAAAACUUUUUUUCUUUCUCUUA